Messenger RNA from Exophiala aquamarina CBS 119918, 1047 nucleotides. RefSeq lists its product as uncharacterized. The transcript is spliced from 2 exons. The coding region runs from base 1 to 1047 and encodes 348 amino acids. NCBI's taxonomy places the organism in Eukaryota, Fungi, Ascomycota, Eurotiomycetes, Chaetothyriales, Herpotrichiellaceae. The record is from RefSeq and is a predicted model, not a curated record.
AUGCAUGCUGUAAUGGCGCUGAGUGGAACCCACCUUAGUUAUCAGCAGAAAGACAAUCUUGACGUCCAACUUGCUACCCGGAAUCAUUACUCGUUACUCCUCAAAGGACUUCGGUUGGCGUUCGCGGAGGAAGCGAGACAGCCAUGCACUAAACGAAGCUUGAGGCUUUUAGUCAUUCUUGUAGUUCUCUGCCAUGUUGAGGCGGUUGCGGGUGAGCCUCACGGUGGCAUUUUCCCGCAUCUACGGGCAAGCCGGCAACUGAUCCUCAGCCUCUUGCAGAAGUCUGAUGUCGACAUGGAUGGCGACUCCAGAAGAAUGAAAGGCUUUGUCCUAGAGGUAUACACUUAUCUUGUGCUGGCAAAUAAUAUAACCCCCUAUGGUCGCAACGAGGCUCGAACUCUUCCACUCGAUCCGUUCAUCACUUCAUUUGAAAUGCUAAAAGAAUAUGAGACAUGUGGCCUUUUCUUCAGUUGUGGCUUUGGCCUUUUCGAGACCAUACCAAAGAUCUGCGUCUUCGCCAUGAACCGGCUCGCAGAGGAAGAAGAGUCGAGCAGUUGCAGUGCAAAAAGUCAACGGACAUAUAAUGAGCUUGUAUCGAUCCUGCUCGGAUGGAAAUCCCCACCAGUGGACUUGGAGAUGGUGGAAUUCGAGAGCGCACAUAUCUCUGCCGGUGAAGCAUACCGCCAGUCGCUACUGAUGUUUGUUAAGAGUGCAAUGUGCGGAUCUGUUGUUGACAAUCCCAAAGUCAUAACUGAAAUUCAGGGACAUAUUGAGGUCAUGCAGGAUGCAAUGCCGGUGUUACGCAUCUCCCCGUUCGUUACCGUCAUGCUUUGGCCUCUAAUGAUUAUGGGAUCAUGCCUUGUCUCGCCCCGGGGCCGGGCUGACUUGAUGGCAAUGCUUGAUACAAGUUCAGUGGACCUGAUGCAAGUUGCUCAAGCGGCGAAACUACUGCGGCUUCUCUGGGAGGACACUGACAAGCGGGCUUUUGGCCCUUUUGGCCUCCACCUGGUUAUGCAAAAACACAAUAUCAAUUUUAGUAUGGCUUGA